Messenger RNA from Drosophila mauritiana, 4812 nucleotides. It is a transcript of the gene sima, whose product is annotated as protein similar. Gene Ontology annotation, biological process: regulation of transcription by RNA polymerase II; cellular response to hypoxia. NCBI's taxonomy places the organism in Eukaryota, Metazoa, Arthropoda, Insecta, Diptera, Drosophilidae. Bases 1 to 4497 code for a protein of 1498 amino acids. The transcript is spliced from 12 exons. Gene Ontology annotation, molecular function: RNA polymerase II transcription regulatory region sequence-specific DNA binding; DNA-binding transcription factor activity, RNA polymerase II-specific; protein dimerization activity. The record is from RefSeq and is a predicted model, not a curated record.
AUGGUUUCGUUAAUUGACACAAUCGAAGCAGCGGCCGAGAAACAGAAGCAGUCCCAAGCGGUGGCCACCAACUCCUCCGCCUCCUCCUCCUCCUGCUCCUCUUCGUUCUCGGCCUCCCCACCAUCUUCGUCCGUUGGCUCCCCAUCUCCUGGCGCCCCAAAAACCAAUCUCACGGCCGGCGGCAAACCAAAGGAGAAACGAAGGAACAAUGAAAAACGCAAGGAAAAGUCUCGCGAUGCGGCCAGAUGUCGUCGCUCCAAGGAGACGGAGAUAUUCAUGGAACUCUCGGCUGCUUUGCCAUUGAAAACCGACGAUGUCAACCAACUGGACAAGGCCUCCGUGAUGAGGAUCACCAUCGCUUUCCUCAAGAUUCGCGAGAUGUUGCAGUUCGUGCCCAGCUUGCGCGACUGCAAUGAUGCCAUUAAGCAGGACAUUGAAACUGCAGAGGAUCAGCAGGAAGUCAAGCCCAAGCUGGAAAUGGGCAGUGAGGAUUGGCUAAACGGAGCUGAGGCCAGAGAGCUCCUCAAACAGACCAUGGACGGAUUCCUGCUGGUCUUGUCCCACGAGGGAGACAUCACCUACGUGUCCGAAAACGUAGUCGAGUAUCUGGGCAUCACCAAGAUUGACACUCUUGGCCAGCAGAUCUGGGAGUACUCGCACCAGUGCGAUCACGCCGAGAUCAAGGAGGCUCUCAGCCUGAAGCGUGAACUUGCCCAGAAGGUCAAGGAUGAGCCGCAGCAGAACUCUGGAGUGAGCACCCAUCACCGGGAUCUGUUUGUGCGCUUGAAGUGCACCUUGACCAGUCGUGGACGAAGCAUCAACAUCAAGAGCGCUUCGUAUAAGGUCAUUCACAUCACGGGACACUUGGUGGUCAAUGCCAAGGGCGAGCGUCUGCUGAUGGCCAUUGGCCGACCCAUUCCGCAUCCGUCGAACAUUGAGAUUCCGUUGGGAACCAGCACCUUCCUUACCAAACACUCCCUGGAUAUGCGUUUCACCUAUGUGGAUGACAAGAUGCAUGACUUACUGGGAUAUUUGCCCAAGGAUCUACUUGACACCUCUUUGUUUUCGUGCCAGCAUGGAGCAGAUUCCGAACGCCUUAUGGCCACCUUCAAGAGCGUGCUGAGCAAGGGACAGGGCGAGACGUCCCGCUACAGAUUCCUGGGAAAGUACGGUGGCUACUGCUGGAUUCUUAGCCAGGCCACGAUCGUCUACGACAAGCUAAAGCCGCAGAGCGUCGUUUGCGUUAACUACGUCAUAAGUAAUCUUGAGAAUAAACAUGAGAUAUACUCACUUGCUCAACAAACUGCGGCAAGUGAGCAAAAGGAACAACACCACCAAGCAGCUGAAACCGAGAAGGAGCCCGAAAAAGCAGCCGAUCCCGAAAUAAUCCUUCAGGAAACCAAGGAAACAGCGAACACACCUAUUCCCUCAGAGCUGCAAGCUAAGCCUCUGCAAAUUGAGAGCGAGAAAGCAGAGAAAACCAUCGAGGAAACCAAAACAACUGCAACAAUCCCACCAGUAACUGCAACCUCAACGGCUGACCAGAUAAAGCAGCUGCCCGAGAGCAAUCCGUACAAGCAGAUCCUCCAGGCGGAGUUGCUCAUCAAGCGGGAGAACCACUCGCCAGGACCGCGCACCAUCACUGCCCAGCUGCUCAGCGGCAGUAGCAGCGGACUGCGUCCCGAGGAGAAGCGUCCCAAGUCGGUGACCGCUUCGGUCCUCCGCCCGAGUCCCGCUCCACCCCUAACACCACCGCCCACAGCGGUCCUCUGCAAGAAGACUCCGCUCGGCGUGGAGCCCACUCUGCCGCCCACCACCACCGCCACGGCAGCCAUAAUCUCCUCGAGCAAUCAGCAGCUGCAGAUCGCACAGCAAACCCAACUGCAGAAUCCCCAGCAACCAGCUCAAGAUAUGAGUAAAGGAUUCUGCUCGCUGUUUGCCGACGAUGGACGAGGUCUGACAAUGCUUAAGGAAGAACCUGACGAUUUGUCCCACCACCUGGCCUCCACCAAUUGCAUCCAGCUGGACGAGAUGACUCCCUUCAGUGACAUGUUGGUUGGCCUCAUGGGCACCUGCCUGCUGCCCGAGGACAUAAAUUCCCUGGACUCGACCACAUGCUCCACGACGGCCAGCGGCCAGCACUACCAGAGCCCCAGCAGCAGCAGCACCUCUGCACCCAGCAAUACCAGUAGCAACAACAAUAGCUACGCCAACAGUCCGCUCAGCCCGCUCACACCCACUCCCACGGCAACCGCUAGCAAUCCCAGUCAUCAGCAGCAGCAACAGCAACAUCACAACCAGCAGCAGCAGCAGCAACAACAGCAGCAGCAUCAUCCCCAGCACCACGACAACAGCAACAGCAGCAGCAACAUCGAUCCGCUGUUCAACUAUCGCGAGGAGUCGAAUGACACAAGCUGCUCGCAGCACCUGCAUUCGCCCAGCAUCACAUCAAAGAGUCCCGAGGACAGCAGCCUCCCAUCGUUGUGCAGUCCCAAUUCACUAACACAGGAGGAUGACUUCUCUUUCGAGGCCUUUGCCAUGCGUGCUCCCUACAUCCCGAUCGAUGAUGAUAUGCCCCUGCUAACGGAGACGGAUCUCAUGUGGUGCCCACCAGAGGAUCUGCAGACCAUGGUGCCCAAGGAGAUCGACGCCAUACAGCAGCAGUUGCAACAGCUGCAGCAGCAACAUCACCAGCAAUACGCCGGCAACACUGGCUACCAGCAACAGCAGCAGCAGCCGCAACUCCAGCAGCAGCAUUUCUCCAACUCCCUGUGCUCCUCGCCAGCUUCAACGGUCUCCUCAUUGUCGCCAUCGCCCGUGCAACAGCAUCAUCAGCAGCAACAGGCAGCGGUCUUCACCAGCGAUUCCAGCGAGCUGGCGGCAUUGCUGUGCGGAUCCGGAAAUGGAACUCUGUCGAUCCUGGCGGGAAGUGGUGUUACGGUUGCGGAGGAGUGCAACGAGCGGCUGCAGCAACAUCAGCAGCAGCAACAGCAGAGUGGCAACGAGUUCAGGACUUUCCAGCAGCUGCAGCAGGAGUUGCAGUUGCAGGAGGAACAGCAGCAGCGUCAGCAGCAGCAACAACAACAGCAACAGCAGCAGCAGCAACAGCAGUUACUCAGCCUAAACAUCGAGUGCAAAAAAGAGAAAUACGAUGUGCAAAUGGGAGGCAGCUUAUGUCAUCCCAUGGAAGAUGCAUUUGAGAAUGACUACAGCAAGGACUCCGCUAAUCUGGACUGCUGGGACCUGAUUCAAAUGCAAGUGGUGGACACGGAACCCGUGAGUCCCAAUGCCGCAUCUCCCGCUCCCUGCAAGGUGUCUGCCAUCCAGAUGCUCCAGCAACAGCAGCAGCUGCAGCAGCAGAACAUCAUUUUGAAUGCAGUGCCAUUGAUUACCAUACAGAAUAACAAGGAAUUGAUUCAACAGCAGCAACAGCAGCAGCAGGAGCAGCUGCAGCAGCCGGCUAUAAAACUGCUGAAUGGAACCAGCAUUGCGCCGGUGACCACCAAGGCCACCAUACGUCUGGUGGAGAGCAAGCCGCCCACCACGACGCAGCCGCGAGUGGCGAAGGUGAACCUUGUGCCCCAGCAGCAGCAGCAACAUGGAAACAAGCGCCACCUGAACAGCGCGACAGGAGCGGGCAAUCCCGUGGAGUCCAAGCGCCUGAAGAGCGGAACCCUAUGCCUGGAUGUGCAGUCCCCUCAGCUCCUGCAGCAGCUGAUUGGCAAGGAUCCUGCCCAGCAGCAAACCCAAGCAGCCAAGCGAGCAGGCAGUGAGCGCUGGCAACAGUCGGCGGAGAGCAAGCAGCAGAAGCAGCAGCAACAGCAGUCCAACUCGGUACUGAAGAACCUGCUGGUCAGCGGACGCGAUGAUGACGAUUCCGAAGCAAUGAUAAUCGAUGAGGACAACUCCCUGGAGCAGCCAACUCCACUGGGCAAAUAUGGUUUGCCCCUGCACUGUCACACCUCCACGUCUUCGGUGCUGCGGGACUAUCACCACAACCCGCUGAUCAGUGGCACCAACUUCCAGCUGUCUCCAGUCUUCGGAGGCUCCGAUUCCAGUAGAGGUGACGGCGAGACCGGGUCAGUGCUUUCCCUUGAUGACUCGGUGCCCCCCGGCUUGACAGCCUGCGACACGGAUGCCUCCAGCGACAGUGGCAUCGAUGAGAACAGCCUGGUGGAUGGGUCAUCGGGGUCACCGCGUAAGAGGCUGACCUCAAGCUCCACUAGCACUAAUCAGGCUGAGUCUGCACCACCGGCUUUGGACGUGGAGACUCCAGUGACCCAGAAGUCGGUAGAGGAGGAGCUCGAAGGAUGCGGAAGCGGCAGUAACGCCCCCAGCAGGAAGACCUCCAUUUCCUUCCUGGACAGCAGCAAUCCUCUGCUGCACACGCCGGCGAUGAUGGACCUGGUCAACGACGACUACAUCAUGGGCGAGGGUGGCUUCGAGUUCAGCGACAACCAGUUGGAGCAGGUCCUGGGUUGGCCAGAAAUCGCCUAGAUUCAGUACCUUAGCAUGCACUGCAUUUGAUAUGAGGCAUUUUUGGCGUAGGACGAGAGAAAACAUUGAAAUUAAACUGAGCAUCGAGAAGGAAGCUAACCAAAAGAUUGAUUUUGAGCCUUGCGUGAAAGUAGGACCCUGCACAACCAACUUGACAACAACCUGACAGGACCCAUCCCCACCAACCAUUUCCCCCUGACGAUGAUCCAACACUUGACCCCUGACCCUGACCCUGGCCCCGACCCCAUGCUAACCGACACAUUUACAAACAGGAAGGGUUAAUCACACUUGAAUAGUUUUGUAGCCAUGUUAACU